AUGUAUAAUGUUCGACGCCUGGCAAGAGACUUGGCAUGGAAUGGCCAGGAGGGCCAAAUGUCCUCCAGUUACAAUCGGUUCAAAACAAUGCACAGAGAUUCUAGGCGACCUGGCUCAUCCUACCCACUGGAGGUACCUAUAGAGACGGUACCAUCAAGGCGCAGCGAGAUACAGUCACAGCUGGCCAGUCCAGGGCCAGAGAUUAUCGUGGAGGGGCCUGAAUUUGUCCAUCGGCUUUCAUAUGCGUCGGGGGACUGGCAAACCGCCUCUGCAGCUAUGCAGGUAGAUCAUGCAAUCAUUUCGGCCAGGACCAGCCGAAGAGGGAUAGGAAGUCUCUUGUGCGCCCCUAGGAACGGACUCUGGAGUCUCAUGUCUAACCUUGGAUUGACAUCCGAGGGCCUGUCCCUGAAGUGCCAAAUUGCAUAUAUUUUCCUGGGUGAUUAUUGGAAUCUUCUUCUUGUCGCCAUUCCGGCCGGAAUCGUGGUCAAUUAUACCUCCGUGCCGCAAAUUGCAGUCUUCUUUGUCAAUUUUGUUGCCAUCAUUCCACCGUCGAAAAUUUUGGGAUUAGCCAUGGACGAGUUGGAAAUAUAUCUGGAAGGCAAUUCGGUUCUGAUCGGUCUCAUAACUUGUACUUUUGGGAAUGCCGUCCAAUUGAUUCAAUCUGUUCUAUUGUUGAAGAACAAGCAGCUGGAUGUGUUACGUGUUUCUCUUCUCGGAACUAUAUUGACCAAUCUUUUACUUCUGACUGGGCUGAGCUUUCUCAUUGGCGGUAUCAGGUAUCAUGAACAAGUAUUCGACAAAAGCUUGACCCAAACAAUCACCAUGCUCUUGUUCUUGGCCAUUCUCUCCCUGGUCGUUCCUACGGCAUCCCAUUAUCUCUCCAAUAUCGACAAUGCGGGCAUCCUGGCCCAAUCUCGCGGAACAGCCAUUGUCAUCAUAAUCUCCUAUGUUCUAUGGCUGAUUUUCGAUCUUAAAACCCACAGACCUAUUGAGGCCUUGUAUCAGAAUACCGUGAUCCGGGAGAAUAGGAAAGCAAGAAAUCGGAUCCUCUGUGGCGACCAAAUACAGGAGGGCCCCAAGCCCGACCCAACCUCAAUUGAAGCCACUUGUCAAUUACCACAGGAAGCUCCCACGGAUGGUGUUGUGAACACAGAGCACAGGCUCACAGUUCCCGUUGCCAUUAUCACCAUUCUAGCAGCAACUGCUCUGCUCGCCCUCAACACAGAGUUUGCCACAGACAGCGUGCAGAGCUUGACGGAGAAAGCCGUUUCCUCGUCAUUUGUCGGUUUAGUCAUUCUACCCAUUAUUUCCCUUGAUACGGGGGCGAUCAAAUAUGCCCUCCAUAACAGCAUGGACUUGGCGAUAGCACUGAGUUUGGGCCGCUGCAUGCAAAAUGCCUUGAUGGUCGUCCCACUCACCGUGCUGCUUGCCUGGUGUAUGAGUAUAGACGAUAUGUCACUGCAGUUUGAUGCGUUUACGAUCACGACAUUGUUUAUCUCGAUGGUAAUUCUAGGUUAUGUCGUUCAAGAGGGAAAGAGUAACUGGCUUACAGGGGCUCUCUUGGUCAAGAUAUUUGUCAUAAUCGCCCUUGCCUCUUGGUGGAUGCCUUAA
Molecule: messenger RNA, 1611 nt
Organism: Penicillium brasilianum
Lineage: Eukaryota; Fungi; Ascomycota; Eurotiomycetes; Eurotiales; Aspergillaceae
Source: the annotation of a GenBank genome assembly